AUGUUAAGGGAUCGAUUCAGAUUAAAAGGGGAUCGGGAUUUUGGGGAUUCAGUGAUAUCAUCGGAUGAAGAGGAGACACGGAACUGGUCGAGUUGGGUUUACCAAAGGAGAAAUGAGAUAGAGAUCGAGAUUACUGAUUUGGGGAUCUCGCAAGGGAUAUCAAAGGGGGAUACGAUCGGAUUCGACUUGAAGGAUAAGGGGAGGAGAAAUCUUGUGGAGAUCAGGUGGUUAGAGGGGGAAAUCACGAAGGCAAAUCUGACUAGGGAAGCGCUCAUGUCAGAUCGUAGAGGAUAUGGAAAGUUGAUUUGGGAAUUUGAUAUAUUGCAACAACUAUUUACAUUUGGGGAAUCAAAGGUUGGGCUGCAGGAAGUUUUGCGGAUUGGGGAUUUGAAUGGUCAGGGAGAUGGAAAUGAGAUCAUUUGCAGAUCCUGGGAAAUUAAUAGAGAUUAUACGAAUCAAUAUGCCCUCAAGGAAAUCGUGGCUCCCUUUAUAAAGACGAUAAAGGGGACUCAAUGGCUCUUUAUCUUUUCUCGAAGGCUUUGGGUAGUUGUCUAUCUCUGGCAAAGGUUUAGUAGAUCCGUUUGGCUUGGUGAUAGAUUGGUUGUGUGGUUUUUCAUCCCUAGAAGGAGAAUGGCUCACGUGGCGGUUAAUAAGAUUGAGGUGGUUAGAACUGAGGUUGUAAAGAUUGCAUCUUUGGAUGUAGAGAGACGAAUCAAACAGUUUGAGUUGACUCUGAUUGGUAGGGUUUGGAACCCCAUGUUCCAGAACAUGGAUUCAUUGUUGCAUAAUAUGCCGAAGUUUUGGCGAUUGGAGGACAAGGUGACGGGAGCAGAUUUAGAAGACGGGAAAUUCCACUUUAACUUCAGAUCAGAGGAGGAUAUUCAAGAGUAUGCGGCUGCUGGAUCAUUAUGGGUAGUGGGGAAGCUGUUAGGAAAGGCAUCUGAUGUCGAUGAGGACUCGGGAUAUAUACGUGUUACUCUUAAUGGUUUUAAGCCUCUGGUGUUUACAACUAUUAUCCCUUUCGAUAAUGGGCAUGAGGUCACGGUGACCAUUGACUACGAAAAAUUGGCUAAUCACUGCAAACAUUGCUUUAGAUUAACUCAUUUGGCAAGUGUGUGCCCUGAGUUAUGUGAGCAGGUGGAUAAAGGACGAUUAAAAAGGAGGAUAACCAACAGGCAACAGAGCCAUACUCUAGUAUCAAUGGGGAGAAUGGCUGGGAGGUGGCUAGGAAGAAACCGUCACGGCCAAGAGUUUCACAAAGGGGCUUCCUGGGACGGAAGGAUGAUUCGAAAGGAUAGCUCUAGAAUUGGAGCUUGGGAAAGUCAGGCCAGAGGUAACAAACAGGUGGAGAAUGUUUACAGGGUAAAGGAUGGCAGGCCACAUUCAUACGACAGGGGGCGUAAUGCGAGUUGGCCUACUCCACUCUAUCAUGUUCAAAAGGGAGGAUAUUGGCCAAUCCACUAG
Molecule: messenger RNA, 1464 nt
Organism: Arabis nemorensis
Lineage: Eukaryota; Viridiplantae; Streptophyta; Magnoliopsida; Brassicales; Brassicaceae
Source: the annotation of a GenBank genome assembly